This is a messenger RNA of Pangasianodon hypophthalmus (striped catfish), 2714 nucleotides long. It is a transcript of the gene slc71a2b, whose product is annotated as major facilitator superfamily domain containing 14Bb. Gene Ontology annotation, molecular function: transmembrane transporter activity. Gene Ontology annotation, biological process: transmembrane transport. Lineage: Eukaryota; Metazoa; Chordata; Actinopteri; Siluriformes; Pangasiidae. The record is from RefSeq and is a predicted model, not a curated record. Bases 173 to 1621 code for a protein of 482 amino acids. Gene Ontology annotation, cellular component: membrane. The transcript has 12 exons.
ACGUAUCACUCGGGCGUAAGCGGAAGUAUCGAGGAGCAACUUUGGCUACCAAAGUUGACGGUGCGUUUGAAGUUGGGUCUGUGCCCACCGGUUUUAAAUAAAAGCUUAGCGAAUUGUUUAAUAAAAUGUACAGGAUGGAUUUUUUGCCCAGGUACAUGUAGCACACUAUGAGAUGAACGAGGCUCUUCGAGAACAACAAGGCACUGACGGCAUUAUGCUGGUCAGAAACAUUAAGGAUGCAGCUACACGCAGUGUUGGUCGGGCAAGGGUGACCCAUGCAGUCGUGGUCAUCUUUUUGGAAUUCUUUUCCUGGGGUCUUCUUACAACACCAAUGUUGACUGUGCUACAUGAAACAUUUCCACAGCACACAUUCCUCAUGAAUGGGCUUAUUCAAGGAGUGAAGGGAUUGCUGUCUUUUAUGAGUGCCCCGCUGAUUGGUGCCCUGUCGGAUGUAUGGGGCAGGAAGUCUUUCUUGCUGUUGACAGUGUUCUUCACCUGUGCCCCCAUCCCGCUGAUGAGGAUAAGCCCAUGGUGGUAUUUUGCCCUUAUCUCUGUAUCUGGAGUCUUCUCGGUCACCUUCUCUGUUAUAUUUGCAUAUGUAGCAGAUAUUACAGAGGAGAAUGAAAGAAGCACAGCAUAUGGAUUGGUAUCAGCAACUUUCGCUGCCAGUUUAGUUACGAGUCCAGCCAUAGGAGCCUAUCUAUCUGCCAGUUAUGGAGACAGUCUAGUAGUACUGGUGGCCACCAUCGUUGCUGUAGCUGAUAUUCUUUUCAUACUCCUCGUUGUACCAGAGUCUCUGCCAGACAAAAUGAGACUGUCAUCAUGGGGUUUUCCAAUUUCUUGGGAGCAAGCUGACCCUUUUGCUUCUUUACGAAAAGUGGGUAAGGACACCACAGUGCUUCUCAUAUGUGUCACAGUUUUUCUGUCAUACCUUCCGGAGGCAGGACAAUAUUCCAGCUUUUUCUUAUAUCUAAGACAGGUUAUUAACUUUUCAUCGGCAGCAAUUGCAGCAUUUAUAGCAAUGGUUGGAAUCCUGUCUAUUAUAGCACAGACUUUGCUCCUAAGUGUGCUGAUGAAAAAAAUCGGUAAUAAGAAUACUAUGUUAUUAGGACUUGGAUUUCAGCUGUUCCAGCUGGCCUGGUAUGGCUUUGGGUCAGAAACAUGGAUGAUGUGGUCAGCCGGCACAGUGGCUGCUAUGUCCAGUAUCACCUUCCCUACAAUAAGUGCCCUGGUGUCCCACAUCACAGAUCAUGGCCAGCAGGGUGCAGUGCAGGGAAUGAUAACUGGGAUUAGGGGUCUGUGCAAUGGGCUUGGUCCAGCUCUCUUUGGAUUUAUCUUUUUUCUCUUCAAUGUGGAACUGAAUGAGAUGGGGCCAAUGAACCAUGACAGGGCUUCAGCUGUCAGUGAUAAGAAAUCAGUCAUUCCAGGCCCUCCUUUCCUGUUUGGAGCCUGUACUGUUCUUCUAGCACUAUUGGUGGCCUGCUUCAUCCCAGAACGCCGCAGUGUGACGGUGAAAACCUGCAGUACACGGGUUUCACCUGUUACUGGAACACACUGUAACGGUUCUGCUCCUGGGAGUGAUGAGGACAUCGAGCCUCUCUUGCAGGACAGCAGCAUGUAGCCAACUGAUACUACCUGAAGCCUCAGCUUUUUUUUGGAACAUGCAAGAAAUAUAGUACAGAGGUGCAAGCAAACAUGUGAUCUGGAAUGACAUGACAUAGUUACAGUCUAGAGAAUUGUAUUCUUUUUUUUAUAUAAUGUACUUGUUCCAACUCUGUCUCCAAAAGAGCUUUUUGAACUUUUUAAAUACGUUUUAACAUAAGGUAAGCUUUGCUUAUGUUUGCAAGCUGAGAUGUAUUAAUGUUAUGCUCUUAGUUGAAAAUGUGCCUUCACCAUGCAUUUGCAAAGUAUUUGUUUUUUGUUAUUCAGUCACUGCUGAUUGUAUAUUAUAUGAUGUACUAUAGGUCACUGAUGUCCUUUAAUUUUUAAAUGUGUAGCAUUGUAAUAGUCUUCUAUUAAAAAAAAACCUGAAAGACAAUCUUUAUAUGGAAACUAUGGUAAUUAAAUUCCUAAUAUAAGCUGUUAUUUUAUUAACUAUGGAGCUAGAGAAAUAUCCAUGUCCAUAGUUUGGUGUUAUUUAACAACCACUAUCUGGCCACAGUGCAGCUUUAUAGUUUGACCUAUCAACUAAAUGCACAAGGUGUUGUCAUAUCUUCAGCUUAUAUAAUAGUAUGUUGUAUUGAGAUAUAGGCAAGGAAUUGUAUAUGAAAAGUAUAUAGGAUAUGGCGUACAAUUGUCACAGACUGGCCUAAAUAUUUUUGUCAGUUUGUAAAUUCUUGAACUGUUACAUGUAUAUGCAAAAGGGGUAUUUAUUUCCCCGUGUAAGACUAUUUAACUGUACUUGUGCACCCUCUGCUUGUGGUCACACCUCAAAUAAUAACUGCUACCUCAGUCUGUAAAAUUGGGCCUAGCUCAACCCUGUCUAAUUUUUAAAAACGGAUUGAUGCUCUAUAUUCGAAUGAUAAGAUUCCCAACUAUCAUUUCACUCCAUCUCAGCAACUAAUUUCUCAUUAUCGCUUUUACAUAUGCAACCCAGACAUUCCUGAUCAUGUAUUUGUUUUUGAUGUGUAAUAUUUGUUUAAAUGUCUACAGUUAGAAGCUGUCAGAUCUAUUUGGAGUUCACAGUAUAUCAAUAAAAAUACAAUUUCAUUUUA